AUGGAUAUCACCAGUUCGAUCGUCUCUGAACGCGAGCGGGCUCUUCUGGGAGGAGACUACAAUGCCUACCAUGCUCAAGCCACCCGCAAAAUCCACAACCUCCGCAGGCGCCUGGGUGCCGCAACUCGAGGGAGAAAAUACACUCCCAAAGCCCCAGUGACUGCAGAGAACGUGUCCAAGAACGCAGAAUGGGUGCAACUGCUUCUGGCCUCGUCCGAGCGAGCAUGGGCAUCUUCGAUGGCCAUGAAAUCGGCCCAGUCGGCAGAGAACACCCAGAAGCCUAUGCCUGGCUCCACGAAACGGCAGAUCGCAUCUAGGCUCCGAAGGGCCAUCACCUACGCCGAGAAUCUCGUGACGGUUCUGCAAGAUCGCAGCACGACCGGCGCAAAAGCCAUUGACGAACUCGAGGCACGUGCUUAUCUAGCCAUGUUAAAAGGAAGUCUGGAUUUCGAGAAGGGAAGAUGGCAGGGAUGCGUUCAGAACUAUUCCAUUCCUCAGAUUGUGUAUACCACAUUGGCACGCUCAUCAAAGGCGGACACGUAUAGGGAACUGUUAUCUGGCAUAGUCGAUCCCAGCAUCCGAUAUGCCGCAUAUCAGAUGAAGAUGCCUCGCACAAAAGCUAUCAACGAUAUCGCCAUUGAGAACUUCCCCCAAAGCGAAACCACGGUCCGUAAAGAAAUUGAGGGCAUCAAUGCGCAGGCGUUCUCGACAGGAACAGAGGCGGCUCCCACGAAAGGAGGUCCCAAGGAAAUCCCCUCCACCAUCUCCUGGAGGAGUCGGAAGGUGAAUCUCGAAGACGCCAAUAUCUCUCAAGCUCUUGGUUUCUCUAAAGAACGAGAAGAGGAGUUGAACGCCGCCUAUAAAUCUUUCAAAGAUGGAUUUCUAAGUGCUGAAGACCUCGCAACCGCCUACGAAGAAGUCAUCACUGCUCUUCAGGACGCUGCGGAUGCCACGAAGACCGCUAUCGACGAGCUGAUUGCCGAAGGCGUCGACACUGGUGACUCUCGCCUGCAGUCACUCCAGAUAACCCGCACGGCCGUCAACUGCGGCGUGAUCGAAUGGCGGGUUGGACGUAAUAGAGUCCUCUGUGGUGCUACUGACGACGGUCUGGCUUUUGAGUCCGAGAAAAUUACAAAAUUCUUCAAGCCACGCAAGGACGGCCAGCCUCGCGCGCCGAAAGAGGAGAGUUCAGGUCGCAAGCUGUCGAGGCUGCGGGAGAGGGUUGCACUCUACGACUCGAUUCUGCAGAGUCUCGAUGCCGUGAAGGAAUUACCCGGUGUCAUUGCGGACAGUGCUUUUGUGGAUGAGCUUGAUGCCAAACGAGCAUACUUCCGUGCUUUGAAGUGUUUGGCGGUUGGCCGAUCGCAUGCCAUCAAUGACCAUAUACCGAACGCGUUGGCUCUGUAUGCUCGAGCGCUUGGGCUCGCAGAGAGCGCCGCGAGCACCUUGAAAGCAGCGUCAACUAACGACGAUUCAACACCCCCCAAACUCGACUUGUCAUCCCAGCAUCUCACGCAGACGACCGUCACUCUCAACAAACUUGUCACUCAGUUCCGUGCAUUGGCUGAUCUGGAAUCUCUUGCCAAUGCAAUUAGGCCAUCUCUGAAAGACACCGCCCCAACGCCCGCCAUUAAACCUGCUCCUCUCAUAGAACGCCUCUCCCGCAACGAAUACAUUCCGGACUUGGACCUGACCAACCUUGUGAACUAUCCUCCAAAACUCCGUCCAGUCCCAGUGAAACCACUCUUCUUUGACUUAGCAUGGAACUAUAUCAAAUAUCCGGGCCAGAAAGGACCCGAAGAUGACGUAGGAGCUGAGGAUGUGCAGAUGGUAGGUGCUGGAGAGGAGGUGAAUGGAAAGGCCGAGAAGAGCGAGGAGCAGAAGCCGGCGAAGAGGGGCUGGUUUGGCUUUGGCCGCUAG
Molecule: messenger RNA, 1920 nt
Organism: Fonsecaea erecta
Lineage: Eukaryota; Fungi; Ascomycota; Eurotiomycetes; Chaetothyriales; Herpotrichiellaceae
Exons: 2
Coding region: 1-1920 (639 amino acids)
Biological process (GO): SRP-dependent cotranslational protein targeting to membrane
Cellular component (GO): signal recognition particle, endoplasmic reticulum targeting
Molecular function (GO): endoplasmic reticulum signal sequence receptor activity; 7S RNA binding; signal recognition particle binding
Source: RefSeq, a predicted model, not a curated record